AUGGUGGAGCCGUUUCGCAGACAAGCGAUGUUUGAGAGUCGUGAGGACAGGAUGAAUGAAGUGGCAUUUGUCUCACCCCCACCACAACCUCAACCCCAUUCCGAAGGUUAUGAGAAUUUAACUCAUCGGGCUAGGGCGAGUGGCGGUGAUCGUGGUGGGGGUGGUGACUCUGGUGCUGGGCAUCGUACUCACCUGUGUGCCCUGGCUGGACUACAUAAUCUUCAAGCAGUUUUGAAAGUCCAAGAUGCAACCUCAAGCAACAUUUGCCGUCAACAAACACCAGGCGAUCUUGAAGUGUCGGAAAGUGCCCUCCGCUCGCACCCGCAAGAGGCCAAAGGUGUCACCGCGAAUGGCGGGCGCAGCGUGGGCGAUGGCGGAAACGCUGGCUCACUCGAUGAGUUGGCAAGGACGGACGAGGAAGAAGCGGGGUCAAUUCGAGCAGAUCUCAAGGCCACGGACGUGGGAAAUUAUUUCAGUGAACGACCCUCAACAAUCAUGGUGGCUGAGAAAACAAAGAAAGUAUGUUAUCUCCCUGAAACACGAUGUGAAUUGUCAACAGACAUGCUACGUGCCUGGAUUCACCUGCGCCUCUGGAACGACACCUUAAGCUACCAGUACUGGCAGAAGCCCGGGGUGACGCGGCUGACCAAGGUGUUCGUGUUCAACGUGACCAACCCCGAUGGCUUCCUCAACCACGGCGAGAAACCGCGCCUCGUCGAGGUGGGGCCGUUCGUCUACCGAGAGCAGCAGCGAAAUGCAAUACGUCUGAAGGUCCUUCUGGCAAAGGAGGGGUGUCGAAGGACUGAAAUUGGUGAACAAGAACACGACAUAUCACCUUGA
Molecule: messenger RNA, 840 nt
Organism: Gryllus bimaculatus (two-spotted cricket)
Lineage: Eukaryota; Metazoa; Arthropoda; Insecta; Orthoptera; Gryllidae
Source: the annotation of a GenBank genome assembly